AUGUCCCUCCAGAGGAUAGUCCGAGUGUCCCUGGAGCAUCCCACCAGCGCAGUGUGUGUGGCCGGAGUGGAAACGCUGGUGGAUAUUUAUGGGUCUGUGCCAGAGGGCACGGAGACAUUCGAAGUCUAUGGCACUCCAGGCGUGGACAUCUACGUCUCCCCGAACAUGAAGGCUUCCAGGGAACGGGCCGACACCAGGAGGUGGCACUUCAACAGGGGGCUUGAGAUCAUCGUGGUCAUGAACUCUCCGAGCAACGACGUGAACGACAGUCACGUUCAGAUCUCCUACCACUCCCGAGAGGAGCCCCUCGCCCUAGCCUAUGCUGUCCUGUACCUCACUUGUGUAGACAUCUCUUUGGACACCGACAUGAAUUGCGAUGGCAAAGUGGAGAGGAACUACGUGGAUAAGAGGCAAUGGGUAUGGGGACCUGGUGGACAUGGAGCGGUCCUCUUGGUGAACUGUGACCGGGAUGAUCUUACCUGUGACAACAGAGAUAACUGUGACAAAUGCGUGCGUUGCCUUGAAGACCUGCAGGACAUGUCGCUCAUGAUUCUGAGGACCCAGGGCCCCACUGCCCUCUUUGAUGACCACAAGCUGGUUCUUCAUGCCUCCAGUUUUGAUGCUGAGAGGGCUCGAGUCUUCCAUGCCUGUGGUCCCGAAGACGUCUGUGAAUCCUACAGGUACGCUCUGGGGCCCAACAAGGUGUCCUACGUGGUUCCUCGCUCCAAUGGGGAAGAAGAAAGGCUCUAUGUAGAAGGGCUUUCCUUCCCUGACGCUGGAUUCUCCGGGCUCAUCACCUUCCAUGUCACCUUGCUGGAUGACUCCAAUCAGGAUUUUCCAGAGUCCCCAAUCUUCACAGACACUGUGAUUUUUCGUGUGGCCCCCUGGAUCAUGACCCCGAGCACCCUGCCCCCCGUGGAGGUCUAUGUGUGCAAAGUAAGGAACAACACCCACUUCGUGGAAGCAGUCGCAGAGUUGGCGAGGAAAGCGGACUGCAAGCUGACCAUCUGUCCCCAGGCCGAGAAUCGCAAUGACCGUUGGAUACAGGAUGAGAUGGAAUUGGGGUACAUCCAGGCUCCACACAAGACUUUCCCUGUAGUCUUUGACUCCCCUCGGAAUGGAGAACUUCAGGACUUUCCCUAUAAAAGGAUCCUGGGCCCAGACUUUGGCUAUGUGACCAGGGAACCACGGAACAAGUCUGUCAGUGGCCUAGAUUCCUUUGGAAAUUUGGAAGUCAGCCCUCCCGUGGUGGCCAAUGGGAAGGAGUACCCCUUGGGAAGAAUCCUUAUCGGGGGCAACCUGCCUGGGUCUAGUGGAAGGAGAGUCACUCAGGUGGUCCGGGACUUCCUGUAUGCCCAGAAAGUUCAGCCUCCCGUGGAACUCUUUGUGGACUGGCUGGCGGUGGGUCACGUGGAUGAGUUCUUAAGCUUUGUCCCUGUCCCAGAUGACAAGGGUUUCCGCCUGCUUCUGGCCAGCCCCGGAGCCUGUUUCAAACUUUUCCAGGAGAAACAGAAAUGGGGCCACGGGCAAGCCCUCCUGUUUGAAGGUGUUGUAGGUGAUAACCAGGUGAAGACCAUGUCCAUCAAUCAGAUCCUCUCCAAUGAAAAUCUUAUCAGUUACAACAAGUUUGUCCAGAGCUGCAUCGACUGGAAUCGAGAGGUGCUGAAGCGAGAGCUGGGCCUGACAGAUCGAGACAUCAUCGACAUCCCUCAACUCUUCAAAACAGAGAGGAGGAAAGCAAUAGCAUUUUUCCCUGACUUGGUGAACAUGCUCGUGCUAGGGAGACACCUGGGGAUCCCUAAACCCUUUGGACCAAUCAUCAAUGGGCGCUGCUGCCUAGAGGAGAAGGUUCGAUCCCUGCUGGAGCCACUGGGCCUCCAGUGCAACUUCAUUGAUGACUUCACUCCCUACCACAUGCUACAUGGCGAGGUUCACUGUGGCACUAAUGUCCGCCGGAAGCCCUUCCCCUUCAAAUGGUGGAACAUGAUUCCCUGAGCUGGUUCUCUUCCCACUAUCUUCUCCUUUGCCUGGGAACUUCAGCAUGAAACAGAUGGAGGAUUCACCUGAAAGAUGGAAACUCUACACAGCAAAGAAAUCAAGGAAGUUUUGAGAGAAACCAAAUGCCACUGACAACACUGAGCCCUUUCCCUAGAGUCCCUCCCCUACAUUAGCUCUGUAUCUGGGAGCUGAAAAGCUCAGAGAAGGGUCCUCCCUCUCCAUGAAACAACAUAACCUCAUCCCUCCCAUGUUUCUCAGGUUUGAGACUCUCGAUGAAUUCCUCCAAACUGUUUGUCUGCUAUUUCUUCCUUUUGUAAACUCCUCUUCAAAAAAAAUCCAACUUAUGGAGUUAUAUCA
This is a messenger RNA of Antechinus flavipes (yellow-footed antechinus), 2355 nucleotides long. Its product is annotated as protein-arginine deiminase type-3. The record is from RefSeq and is a predicted model, not a curated record. Gene Ontology annotation, molecular function: calcium ion binding; protein-arginine deiminase activity. Lineage: Eukaryota; Metazoa; Chordata; Mammalia; Dasyuromorphia; Dasyuridae. The coding region runs from base 1 to 1995 and encodes 664 amino acids. Gene Ontology annotation, cellular component: cytoplasm. The transcript has 16 exons.